Messenger RNA from Penaeus monodon (black tiger shrimp), 2831 nucleotides. RefSeq names its product lon protease homolog 2, peroxisomal-like. The record is from RefSeq and is a predicted model, not a curated record. Gene Ontology annotation, biological process: protein catabolic process; protein targeting to peroxisome; protein processing. The transcript has 17 exons. NCBI's taxonomy places the organism in Eukaryota, Metazoa, Arthropoda, Malacostraca, Decapoda, Penaeidae. Gene Ontology annotation, molecular function: ATP-dependent peptidase activity; serine-type endopeptidase activity; ATP binding. The coding region runs from base 1 to 2346 and encodes 781 amino acids. Gene Ontology annotation, cellular component: peroxisomal matrix.
AUGUCUCCAAACACCAACAUCACCCUUCCCAAAAAACUACCUUUAUUAAUCGUUUACAAUGGUGUCCUGCUUCCUGGAUCAACUAUCAGGAUACCUGUAACCACGGUGAAGAGAGAGUCAUCCUGUCAUUCCCAUGUGUCUUCUGGGUUUCCUCAGGGUAGUGUUCUUGGCCCCUUUGCUCUUCAUUUUAUAUGCAAGCGAAUAUGUGGCCCGGAAUUGAAAAAUUGUUUCAUUGGAUUGCAGGUGAUCUGGUGGCAGGGUUCCAGCCGUCAUCUAGCAGAUGUUGUUUGCAUCCUGGUAAAGCGACAUUGCCCGAGAGGUUGCAAGUGCUGGAUGCCUGUGGACCUUGCAACUAGAAUCAGGUACCUACCACUCCUACUCACGGCAUAUUCACAGGCUGAAGGUGAUGUGCGUGAAGCAGCAGGAGACGAAACCAACAACAAGGAGAACCAGAUCGUCAAAAUCAGCAGAGGGGGGAGGAACCUGUCGCCGGACCCAGAGUUUGAUGAUGAAGGAGAAGAUGGUAUUGCGGAGUUUGAGACAAAGAUCAAGGAAGCAAACAUGCCUGAUGAUGCAAGGAAGGCAGCACUUAAGGAGCUAGGACGCUUGAAACGCAUGGCUCCCCACAUGCCAGAGUAUUCUAUGACAAGGAACUACCUGGAGCUCAUGGUGGACUUACCUUGGUCUGCCACAGUCAGAGAGACCUGUAACAUCAGCAAAGCACGGGCCGACAUGGAUGCUGAUCACUAUGGGAUGGAGAAGGUUAAACGCCGAGUGUUGGAAUACCUUGCUGUCAAACAGCUCCGUGGUGAUCUCAAAGGACCCAUCUUGUGCUUUGUUGGGCCUCCAGGUGUUGGGAAGACGAGCAUAGCCAAAUCUAUAGCAACAACACUUGGACGCCCAUAUCAGAGGAUAUCGCUAGGUGGAAUAAGCGAUCAGCAUGAUAUUCGUGGGCACAGAAGAACCUAUAUUGGAGCCAUGCCAGGAAGAGUUAUUCAGGCUCUCAGAAAUGUCAAGGCCAAGAAUCCUGUGCUGCUGCUUGAUGAGGUAGACAAGCUAGGGACAGGCAUCCACGGAGACCCAGGAGCUGCUCUCUUGGAGGUCCUGGAUCCGGAGCAGAAUUUUGCAUUCACGGACACUUACCUCGGCCUGCCAUUUGAUCUGUCGCAGGUGCUGUUUGUUGCCACUGCCAACACUUUGUCGUCAAUUCCAACACCCCUAAUGGACAGGAUGGAGGUGAUUCAUGUUCCAGGAUACACUCAGGAAGAGAAGAUUAUGAUUGGUCAGCUGCACUUGUUACCCAAGCAAUUACGAGAGCAUGGUCUUACGCCUGACAUUAUGCAUGUGCCUCCAGAAUCCAUUGCAAUAGUCAUUGGGGAAUACACACGGGAAGCAGGUGUUAGAACACUGGAGAGGAAAAUAGGAGCACUUUGCAGAGCUGUUGCUGUUCAGGUUGCUGAGCCUAAAACAGAGGACCAAGCCAUUGGUGAUGAAGGAGUCAAGGCAGACAUGGUGGUAGCAGAAGCCGAGGAAAAGGGAGAGGGAACGCAGCAGGGGGAACCACAUAAAGAAGGAAGUCCCGCAGCUGGAGAGCCUGCGUACCAUCAGUCGCCACUCAUUAACCUGACCCAUUUGAAGGAGUACCUGGACCUCCCUGUGCAAGUGGAUGCAAAGAUGAUCUAUGAUGUCCUGGGGCCCCCUAUAUUCCAAAGCGGGCUGUCAGGAAGGGCGAGUGUGCCUGGAGUAGCAGUGGGCCUGGCAUGGACGCCUGUGGGAGGUGAGGUCAUGGUCGUGGAAGCAUCGCGCACAGGGGGAGAUGGUAGACUCACUCUCACUGGUCAGCUGGGCUCUGUCAUGCAAGAGUCAGCCAAGAUUGCCUUGUCAUGGGUCAGGCAGCAUUCUUUUUUGAUUGGACUGGAGGAGGACUUCAUGAAAGACGGAGAGAUCCACAUGCACUUCCCUGCAGGGGCCAUUAGCAAGGACGGACCCUCAGCUGGAGUUACCAUCCUUACUGUUCUGGUCUCUCUCCUGUCCCAGCGUUGUGUACGGCCUGAUGUAGCCAUGACAGGGGAGAUCACUCUCAAUGGGGUUGUCUUGCCGGUUGGUGGCAUUAAAGAGAAAGUGAUGGCUGCGCACAGGGCAGGGCUUACCACACUGGUGCUUCCUGCCGCCAACAAGAAAGACCUUGCUGAUAUUCCAAACUCUGUCUUGAAUGAAGUCGAAGUAGUCCUCGUGAACACAGUGGAAGAGGUGCUUCAGGCCGCGUUUGACGAAGGCUUCGGCGAAAUGUUUGACGAUGACAAGGACGGAGAAUCGGUGUCAAAAAAUCCGAUGAGCAAACUCUAGGUCUCAUAAUUUUAUUAUUUGUUAGGACCAAGUGCUUCCGUGAUUAGAAUCAGCAGAGGAAAAAAAAGAAAGAAAAAAAAGGUGGAAAAAAUUAUUUUCAAUUCUUUGCUUUUAUGAAAAAAAAAAUUAUGGACGUAUAAUAAUGUAAUGGUUAAAUAUAUUUUGAAUGGAGAAUUUGUUAUAAUAUAUGGUAGGGUUUUUUCUCCUUUCACAUUGUGUUUUCUGUAAUUAUGUGUAGAAAGCCUUUAAUCUUACACAUAGGUAUCUUGAUGUUUGAAUAUAUAUGUAAAUAAAUGAGAAUAAUAAUAGGAACUUAAGGUUUGGGAUGUGUUGUAGUUAAGACAGAGAGGAAAAUAAAUUAGUAAUGUAGUGAUAUGAAAAAAAAAAAAAAAAUCUAUAGUCAGUUUCAUAUUUAAUUGUUUUUUCAUGAUGUUACAUCAUGUUGUUAAGUCACAAAGCCAUUAUAAUUUUUUUUUUUUUUCUUU